AUGGUUCAAACUGCGCAGCCAGUCGUUGUAUCCCUCCACGACCUCAAGCAGGGCAACAUUCCCUCUGAGACGCUCAAGGAGGCUUUUGGGCCAGAAUCUCUAGGAAUACUGGUAGUUAAAGAUGUGCCGACCGAGUUCAGUCACUUGAGACAUCAGACACUGUCGUACGCUUCCUACUUGGGCAACCUACCUGAACAUGAGCUUAAAAAACUAGAGAAUGAAAAGGCCAAAUACCUGACGGGCUGGUCGCUGGGAAAAGAGACACUCAAGAGCGGCCAAGUUGAUACGUUCAAGGGGUCAUACUAUGCCAACUGUGCAUUCUAUGUCGAUGCCAAGCUUGACUGCGCCAAGCCAACCGCCGAUUUCAAUACAGAUAACUUUCCCGAGUACCUGUCGCCCAACGUGUGGCCGGCACAGGAUGUACUUCCGGGAUUCAAGCCCAGCCUCGAGAGCUUGUGCCGUGUCAUCAUUGACACCGCAGUCCUGGUCGCCCGGGCAUGCGACAGAUAUGCCGAAAACGAGAUUCAGGCCUAUCCCAAGGGUUACUUGGAGCACGUCGUUAGUACGUCUAGUACGACCAAGGCGCGCUUGUUGCACUAUUACCCGCAGACCCAGGAAGCACUCUCCGAAAUCGGCGCCGCCGACGAUGACUGGUAA
Molecule: messenger RNA, 657 nt
Organism: Colletotrichum spaethianum
Lineage: Eukaryota; Fungi; Ascomycota; Sordariomycetes; Glomerellales; Glomerellaceae
Exons: 3
Coding region: 1-657 (218 amino acids)
Source: RefSeq, a predicted model, not a curated record